Molecule: messenger RNA, 5077 nt
Organism: Trichomycterus rosablanca
Lineage: Eukaryota; Metazoa; Chordata; Actinopteri; Siluriformes; Trichomycteridae
Gene: akap12a
Product: A kinase (PRKA) anchor protein 12a
Exons: 4
Coding region: 1-4998 (1665 amino acids)
Biological process (GO): regulation of protein kinase C signaling; signal transduction
Cellular component (GO): cytoplasm
Molecular function (GO): protein kinase A binding; calmodulin binding
Source: RefSeq, a predicted model, not a curated record
AUGGGAACAUCAUCGUCAUCAUCAGCUCAGCUGGACAGCGCCAGUGAAGGAGAUGAAGAACAGCACGCAGGACAGAACAGAGAGACAGAACAGGACACCGCUCAAGAAGAGCCACAGAAUAAUGGACAAAUCUCAAGCCUAUGUCAAAAACCUAAUAACCAGGCUGUUAAGUUAAAUGACCAAUGUGAGGAGAGGGUUCCUAAAGAUGUUGAACCUGCGUGUGUAACACGGAAAGAAGAUGCUCCUGAUACAAAUAAGUGUCCUCAAGAACAAGAUGUUUUUCAAGAAAGCAAUGAAGACUUGAACAACGACGAUGCAACAGUAAAAGAGGAAAAUGAGGUCAACAAUAUAGUAAUUGACACUGAAUUUGGUUUUAAAAAAAUCUUUAAAUUUGGUGAGUUUAAAUUCACUUUGAUGAAAGAUAACAAUGACAGAACUGAUGCAGAGGAGUCAACCACAAAUGAGCAGAUUAAAGAAGUUCCAAGUGCCACUGAGGAUUCCACGAUCUCCAUAGAAGCAAGUCCUCUUAACACAAAUAAACAGAAGUCAGAAGAGAUGCAAAAGGAUUCAAUAAGAGGUGAUGCAAAUGAUGAAGUAAAGGUUGGUAAAUUUUUGAUUUCAGAACACACUGAGGAAAUCACUUCUGUUAAAGGACUGAUGGAGGAUGUCUCACAAGAUCCUGAUCCUGAGGUAGCCUUGUCUCCAGUUAAGCGAUUUUUCACUCAGGGAAUUUGGUCUAAUUUAAGAAAAAGAAGAAAAGAGGAGGCGGCAGCACUGAAAGAAAGUAAUGAAGAUGAACUUAAAAGAUUUGAUAAAGAGACUAAUGAGGCACAGAGUGGGUCUGUACAGGAAGACAAUACCUGUGUAUGUCUUGACAUCUCUCAUAUUACAUCUGAAGAAGGUAAAGAUUUACAAAUAACUAAAAGAGACGACAUUAAGCCUUUAGCUGAGAAAGAGCUAUUUAAUCAUCUAGAACAAGAUGUGGUACAAACAAGUCCAUUCAAGAGGCUUUUAAGAAAAAUUUCCACAAGAAGAAAUAAAGAAACAAAACCUGUGGAAACGGACCUGACAGGAGAGUCAGGAGAGAAUGUUAAUGAAAAUCUUCAGUCACAGACAGAUGGAAUCAAGCUUCAAGACACAAAUGAAAAAACAAAUGGAAGAGAACAAAAGCAUAGUGACGAGGAGCUAAUCACAAGCCAUGAAGAAAAAAAAAGGUCAGACUCAAUUAUUUCCUGGGAAUCCCUAAAAUGUGGUGGAUCUUUUAAAAAACGAAGCAGAAAAACAUCAGACUCUGAAGACGAAUCACAAGAUAAAGAAGAUAAGCCAAGAACUACAACUGAAUCACCACUUGAAAGUUCUACUGAAGGUGAUUACAAUUAUCAUACAUCAUUGAAUGAACAAACUGGAAGUUCAGCAGAGGAUGAAGGUUCCACAUGGAAAAAUCUUAAAAAGCUAGUUACCCCAAAACGAAAGAGCAGGUUGGAAGAAAGUGGUUCAUCUGAGCAGAUACCCUCAGACACAGAGAUUUUCAUGGAUGAAUCUUCAUGUUCUUUAAAAAAACUUAUCUUAGGGCAUAAAAAGUUAAAGUAUGAUGUGCAAAAAGAUAUCACAUCAUCUGAAGGUCUGAGUAAAGGCACUGAAACAGACAAUAAGGAAGAUGAAACACCAGUAAUUGUGCCGCUUUCUGAAUAUGAAAUAGUUGAACCUGAAAGCUUGCAAGUGAUGGUUACGAAGACACUUAAAAUUCCAGUAGUAACAGAGAAAGAGAUACAUUUCAUGACUGAAGAAGAAAAAACAAGACAAACAAAGGUUUUUGUGAAACCCUUAUAUUCUUCUGGGCCAUCAAUUGUACCCAUUUUCUCAGAUAUUACUGAUGACCUGACCGAGUUCAUUAGCAAACAUCAGCAGCUUAGUGAUAUUCCAGAGGAAGGGAUUAUUGAGGAAAGUUUAGUAACACCAGCAUCCUUUACUGAGUGGAUGACUCAAGAUGACACAUUAGCUGAAGAAUUAGUAGAUAUGACAGCCGAUGCAGUCACUGCCCGUGAACAUGCGAGUGAAGAUUUUAAUGGGGAUGAAACUUCUGAAAUGGUAUCAGCAGUCUCCCAGCUAACAGAGUCCCCCAAAACAUCUGGAAAUGUAACCCCAGUAUCACGUGAAUACUAUGUCAGUGAAGCAGAUUUAAUUCUUCAGGAAACCUUUGAAACCAUCUGCACGACUCCAAGUUCUCAGUCUAUUGCUAUAAAUGAAAAAGUCCCAGAAGCUCUGGCAAUGUCAGUUUCACCAUGUAUUACAGACUUAAUUACAAGAACUGAAACCAAAGUUUUUGUUAUCCAUGAAAAAAAGGAAGCUACAUCCAUCUGCACAGGACUUGCUUCUAAGGAAAUUGGCGUUGUUCAAAAAGUUAUCCCUAUGAUCUCACUGGAAGGAUUAUUGGAAAUCAGUGAAGCUGUACCAACAGAUUUGGUCUCUGAGCACUUUCCUAAAAAAUCGAAGGCACCAGAAAUGGCAACAGAUGAAGUCUAUGAAGCUGAAAGUAAAGAACUUGAAAUAAAAUAUUAUGAAGCAUUUUCAGUGAAGCAAAACACAACAGAUGUUGAAGCAUUAACACCUGAUAGUUCAUUAAAUAAAGCAUUAGAAAUCACAGAGGAUGUUGCUGAAGUUGCUAUAGAUGAGGAUAUUAAGUUGGUAGCACAUAAUGUUGUAGCACCACUGCCUAAUAGUACUUUAAAUGAAUCAUCAAAAAUGACUGAGGAUGUUGUUAAACUCACUUUAGCUGAGAAUGUCAAGCUGGUAGCCAAUAAUAUUGUAGCUCUAGUGCCUGAAACUACUUUAAAUCAAGAAUCAGAAAUCACAGGUGAUGUUCAAGUUGCUUUUUCCGAAGAUGUUGAAUUGGUGAAACAAGAUGUUGUAGCAUCAGUACCUGAUACUUUAAAUGAAGCAUCCAAAAACACAAAGGAUGCUGUUCAAGAAACUCAGGCUGUGGAUGUUGAGUCAGUAGCACAUAAUAAUGUAGCAGCAGUGCCUAAAAGUACUUUAAAUGAGGCAUCAGAAAUCAAAGAUAAUGUUGUACAAUUAAUUUUAGCUGAACACACUGAUUUGCUAGCACACAAUACCCUAACAUCUGUGUCAGAUGACACUUUAAAUGAAGUCAGUCUUACCAAACCUGUAGAGUUGCAAGGACACAAUGUUGUAGUAACAGAUCCUGACAGUACUUCAGAAAUGACAGAUAAUGUUCAAGUCACUCUAGCUGAACAUGAUGAGUUGCUAGCACACAGUGCUGUAGAAUUAGUGGAUAUUAGUACUUUAAAAGAAGCAUUAGAUAUUGCAGAGGAUAUAGUUCAAAUCCCUCAGGUGGAAUAUACUGGGUCAGUAAUACACAAUGAUGGAAAAGCAGUGCCUGAAAGAAUGUUACAUGAAGCAUCAGACACUAUAGAUGUUCAAGGCACUCUAACUGAACCUGCUAACUUACUAGCACACAGUGUUGUGUUGUCAGUGACUGAUAGUACUUUAAAUGAAGGAUUAGAUAUUAUAGAGGGUUUUGUUCAAGUUCCUCAAACUGAAGAUGUUUGUAGUGAUGUAGUAUCUGUACCAGGCAACAUUUUAAAUAAUGAUCCAGAUAUGGCAGAUGAUGUACAAGUCACUUUAGGUGGAGAUGUUAACAUGGAUGUAGUUCAAGUACCCCAACUGGAAUAUACUGAGGCAGCAAUACACAGUGAUGAAGAAGCAAUGUUGGACAGCAUGUCAGAAACAUCAGAAAUGAUAGAUGAUGGUCAAAUCACUCAACCUGAAGCAGUCAAGGUGAUAGAACUCAAUAUUAAGGCAUCAAAUGCAGUUACACAGUCUACCAAGUCUAUGAAAACUGACUCAGCAGAGACAGAGGAUGUAGGAGGACCGUAUGUAGAUGAUAAAUUCAUGACGUUGGACACACCUUUAGAGGACAUGAUGGAACACACAAAGGAAGCAAAGUCUGAGUCUGAAAUUGCUAAAGAAACACAAGAAAGUUUACAGACAUUACAGACUGAACCUCAAAAUGACACAAAACAACUACAGAUGAAGAUAAUAUCCUCACAAAUUGUGGAGAGUAAAGCUAGUGAAUCAAGUUGCAAGGAAGCCAUGGUGUUGACUGAGGCAUCAGAAGAGAAAGGCACAAAUGUGACAACAGUUGGGGCUGAGGUAACAGAAUCAAGUUUAGAUAUCCCAAAACCAGGAGAGGUAACAUCACAAACAGCCAGUGUUACUGAACUACAAGAAACUUCAGAACUUAAAACCAACAAUGUAAUGGAAAUAUGUGUGGAAGAGAGCAAUGAUGAACAGACCCCUGCUGGAAUCUCGGUUAAAGAAGACAUAGAACUGAAAUCCUCUGUUUUUACCACCACAAUAAAUACAGUGGUACAAACACCACAAGUUAAGCAAACAACAGUGGUCUCAGCAACACAAAUGACAGCUGAAGUUCAACAAAUAAAGGAAAUGAAACAUAAGAUACCAGAUGCAGAUAUACUUAAUGCAUCAAACAGAAAAAGUGAGAAACCAACAGUAGCUUUUUUCACACAACUAUCAACACCAACAGUGACCCCAACGAUGCAAACACCAAUAAUGAUUCUAGCAGAUGAAAUGCCUUUAGAGGUGCAAAAGCAAACAGUGGUUCCCACUGUACAAACACUGGCAGUCAAUGUUGCUGUAAAUGAAGCAGAAAAAGCAUUUGCAGAACCAGAAGUAAAGAAAAAGCCCUUGGAGGAAGCCGAUAAAGAGAACAUUGAGAUUAAACAAACAUAUCUGAUGGAGCAACAAGUAAAAUUAACUGAAGCAACUGAAGAUCUAAUUCAGACGAUAGAAAGUACUGCAAAUUACAAAGGGGACACUAAUGACUUUCAAUCAACAAGUGAAGCAUUUAAACAGCAUUUUAUCUCCAUGGUAAAGGCAUCAGAAUCCCUAUUAGUAGACGAUGAUGUAUGGGAGGAUGCUAUAGAUAAUAUUAAUGAGUGUUCAGCCAAAAAAUAAUAGCUGGCUUCCAAGAUACUGCCAUGUGUCAUGGCCACAAAAAAGCAUGUAAGAGGUUAUGCUACACAGAAAACAUUUA